UUAGUAGAACUAAUAAUAUGUCUCUAAGCCGACCGAAUCAUAAUUUGGCUUACUCUUGCAGCCCACAAUACCCGAAACCCGCUGUGACUCGUGUUGGGUUGUGCUGCAGCCCGUUGCUCUUCCCAACGAACCCAUCCUGCAUGCUGCGUAUUGGUAUCGUGUCUCUACAUUUAGAAAUGAAAACACAUUGACAUCGCCCUACGAUAGACACUUAGCAUUAAGCAAAAUGUCUAGCUUGAAAGAACGCAAGGAGGAAUUUGUCUCCAACUUGAACGGAGGAACGACGCCCGAAAUCUAUGCUGUCACUACGGUUGCUCUAACCGCAUACUUCAUCUGGUGCCUUCUCAAGACCAGAACCAGAUUGUACAGCAAGGAUAAUGCAACUUCUGCCGGUCUGACGCUUGUCGAUUUUGCCAUCAAUUGGCUUGGCUUGUUGUUAUCCAUCACCACGUACAAUAAGACUCCGCUCUACUUGAACCUUCUCCUCCUCCUCCCGGCGAUCGCGUACACCUUCGUCGAUGGCACUAAGACGGCCCCAGCUAAGGCUUCCAUCAAAAGCACCCCCGAAUUGUUGCCUAAGAAAGCGUUCUUAACCGCUUACCGAUCCGGUAUGAUCGUCAUCACCAACGUCGCGAUCUUAGCCGUGGAUUUUGGCGUGUUUCCAAGAAGAUUCGCCAAGGUGGAGACAUGGGGCACUUCGUUGAUGGACCUCGGAGUCGGCUCGUUUGUGUUUUCCAUGGGUUUAGCCACUUCCAGAUCCAUCAUCAAGCUAAACGCCUCCCCUAACAACUCCAUCUCUUUCACUUCCAACUUUGUUGAGGCCAUCAAGAGUUCCGUUCCGUUGCUCGUGUUGGGAACCAUCAGAUUGGUGUCAGUGAAGAACUUAGAGUACCAGGAACAUACUUCGGAGUACGGUAUCCAUUGGAACUUUUUCUUCACUUUGGGGUUCUUGCCUCCUUUCAUGGCCUUAUUAGAGCCAAUCAUUGCAUACGUGCCGAGAAUCGUCGUGGCCCUUGGGAUCGGCUACGUCUACGAAUUGCUCUUAGCCAACCAUCCGACCUUGUUGAAAUUCAUUAUUCUCGGCGAGAGAACAGAUUUGUUCAGUGCUAACAAGGAGGGUAUCUUUUCGUUUAUCGGCUAUUUAUCCAUCUACCUCUCUGGCCAAUCCCUAGGCUGGUUUUUGUUGACGGGAUACAAAACCCCCCACAACUUGUUGAGACCACCCACUGCCGUUGAAUUGGCCAAUUACAAGACAAAGGCCACCCCAAGUAAGCAGGCUAAGCAAAAGUUGACUGUCCGUCUUGGCCAAAAGUGGUUGAAAUUAACCACCGUUUCUCCCAUCAACGGGCUCAUCAUUAUGAACAUUGUGUUCCAUGGGAUGUCAUACUACUUGGACAACCACUACAAUUACGGUGUUUCCCGUAGAAUGGCCAAUUUGCCGUAUGUCGUCUGGGUGAACGCCUACAACGCCACCUUCCUCUUAGGGUUUGUGCUUAUUGAGAAAGUGUUUUUUGGUUUAAACAAUGAGGCUAUUCCUUACGAAGAGAAGGUUUCGGAAAACUUGGAAUCCAUCAACAGAAACGGCUUGGCGAUUUUUUUGUUGGCCAACUUGGCUACCGGCAUGGUCAACAUGAGCGUCAACACCUUGGACUGCGACAGAUGGAUUAGCAUGCUCAUCUUGGUUGCGUAUUCGUUGUUUUUGAGCUCCUUGAGUAUUGUGUUGCUCCGCAAGAAAAUCUUUAUCAAGGUUUAGCCCCUUCCAAAAUGCAUAUAUCAAUAGAUAAUCCGUCGAGCGCCGUAGACCUAUGAAGAAUUAGGAGCUUGGAAAGUCACCGUACAGGUUGCCUGACGGCUAGGCUGGCCUUCUGACCGCACCCCCAGAUAAGAUCUCGACGCACGAACCAUGCUUAGGCUGAGAUGUUCUCCAUACGCUUUUGGGACCCGGCUUUAUACGUUAAAAGUGUGAGUGUACCGUUAUACUACCUAGCUAAGAGAGAAACGCUGAUUAGCGGUAUAUAUGUGACAAACCUGAGGUAACAGAAUGGAGGCCCAUAAAAGGGCUGCUAUUUUAUUAGUGGCGUGACUGACACGUGAGUUUCAGCCGCACAAGCGUUUAGACAUCAUUCGGGGUAGGGCUUAAAAAGCAACUCCCUAGUGGCGUCGGGGAACGGAAAUUUUAAUGAGUGCCUCUAGAGCCCAUUGUGUCGUUGGUUGAGUCGAAA
Babjeviella inositovora NRRL Y-12698 is the source of this 2222-nucleotide messenger RNA. It is a transcript of the gene GWT1, whose product is annotated as glucosaminyl-phosphotidylinositol O-acyltransferase. The transcript has a single exon. Gene Ontology annotation, cellular component: membrane; endoplasmic reticulum. Gene Ontology annotation, molecular function: glucosaminyl-phosphatidylinositol O-acyltransferase activity. The coding region runs from base 227 to 1753 and encodes 508 amino acids. The record is from RefSeq and is a predicted model, not a curated record. Lineage: Eukaryota; Fungi; Ascomycota; Pichiomycetes; Serinales. Gene Ontology annotation, biological process: protein localization to plasma membrane; GPI anchor biosynthetic process.